GUUGCGUAAAUUAUCGUGCGAAUAUGGCACAUUUGGCGUGCCAUACUUUAGUGCUAUGGCGUACCAGGAAGGGGAGACGCUUGAAUCUUGGCUCGGUAAAGCCACCCAUCCAGCAAACAGACAGGAGGACUGGGAGUACAUCAUCGGCUUCUGUGAUCAAGUAAACAGGGAAUUGGAAGGUCCGCAGACAGCAGUGAAUCUGCUUGUUCGGAAAAUUUACUACUCACAGGAAUGGGAGGCUCUUCAGGCUUUGACAGUAUUAGAGGCAUGUAUGAAGAACUGUGGGAGAAGGUUUCACAAUGAGGUGGGAAGAUAUCGGUUUUUAAAUGAGCUGGUAAAACUUGUUUCUCCACUGUAUGUGGGCAAAAGUACGCCUGAGAAGGUGAAGAAGAAGAUUAUAGAAUUGCUGUACAGCUGGACGGUUGCUUUUCCCAAUAUAACCAAGAUCAAAGAAGCCUACCAUGCACUGAGGGUACAAGGCCUUGUAACACAUGACCCGGAGCUACCAGUGGAAAUGACUCUGAUUCAGUCUCCUCCAACACGGCCUAAGCACCCGGUGUUUGACAACGAGGACAUGGGAAAGCUGCUUGCUGAGCUUCUCAGAAGUAAAAAUCCAGAAGACCUUCAAGAGGCCAACAGAUUAAUCAAAAACAUGGUAAAAGAGGAUGAGAUUCGGGUGCAGAAGGUUACAAAGCGAACAAACACUUUGGAGGAGGUAACCAUCAACGUCAAGUUGCUGACUGAGAUGUUGUCCCACUACGAUAAAAACACUUCCAGCGACUCAGACAAGGAGAUCAUUAAGGAGCUCUACGAACGCUGUGACAAGUUGAGGCGUUUUGCUUUCAAGAUGGCCACUGAGACAGAAGACAAUGACACCACCCUAGGUGACAUUCUCCAGGCCAGUGAUGAUCUCUCCAGGGUGAUCACCUCGUAUAAGAAGAUUGUCGAGGGUCAGCAGAUCAAUGAUGACAACGAAGAACGUCAGUCUUCAGUUGAUCAGAGUGAAAGUGCAGAGACAACAGAUACAUUGAUUGACCUAAGUGGCCUUGGUACUCCCAGCACCCCUCACCCUGCUCCUCCUCCCUCUCAGUCCUCACUUCCUAUGUCCAAAGACCCCCCAGCAUCUCCCAUCCCUGUCUUGCCUCCUCCACCAAAACACCUUCUCAGUUCCCACAGAAGUCAGAGCAAGAGUCCAAGUGGCCCCUCCCAGAACACAACGGCCACUUCGCUCUCUUUACUUGAUGAUGAGCUGCUGUCUCUCGGACUCAAUGACCCUCCUACCUCAAUGAGCAGCCAAACAAAACCCCAGUCGGAUAAAAUCUCCAGUCAGUGGACUUCUUUGCAGGCCCCGGCAGCUAGUGUGGAUAUGUUUAGCAGUUCUGCUUGCUCUGGUCCAGUGGUGCCCCCAGUUGAACCAGCUGCCCCACACAGUCUGCAGAGCCUGCAGGAUCUAGCCAUGAUGGGCUUUUCAGAUCAGCAGAAAUUGUCCAGCCAAAUGAUGGCCAGAGGAAGCAGCUUUGGGAUACCAGCAGCAGCAGCACCUCCCCUCGUACCCCAGCAGGGCUCUCCCUCCACUGCAGCCUCACUUCUCCACAGCACAAUGCCCAGCUCUCCUGCCUUGUCCCAUUCCAAGGCUCCAAGCCUGGACAUGACUCCAGGCAGCCCGCUGUUUCGCUCUCUAUCUCCUUGCCACCCGCCCCUCCAAGGCAGCCCAGCCAGAGGCACAGACAUUUCCCUUAGCAACGUGCACGUCCCUCUGGAAGUCAUCAGACCCAGUAAAGUUUUACCCGUGACUGCCUAUGAUAAGGAUGGUGUUCGUGUGCUCCUUAACUUUGCUUCUGACUGCCCCCCUGGGAGACCCGACGUGUUGGUAAUCGUGGUGUCGAUGCUCAACACAGCACCCCUACCUGUUCACAACGUACUCCUGCAAGCCGCUGUGCCGAAGUCAAUGAAGGUGAAGCUGCAGCCUCCAUCGGGAACAGAACUGGCCCCAUUUAACCCCAUCUUACCUCCAGCCUCCAUUACACAAAUCAUGCUAUUGGCCAAUCCAGCAAAAGAAAAGGUGCGUCUGCGCUACAAGCUGGCCUUCACAGUGGGAGACCGCUUGUGCAACGAGGUCGGAGAGGUAGACCAGUUCCCCCCGCCAGAGACAUGGGGCCAUCUAUAGCAGUAUUAAGACUCAGCAGGAACAGGCCAGUUUUUACUCUAUGAAGGGGUGUGUGUGCAUGUGUUCACAUCCAUCCCAGAGAGACGGGAGAGGAGGAUGUUCAGCUGAUCGCUGCCUUUAAUACAGCUAUUCAUUUUUUAACCAUUAUCACUGGCACUGAGAGUUAAACAGAAAAACACUUAAAAAGAUUUAUUGAUGACGUGCUUGUUAUUUUUCUCAGAUCUUCAACAAAGCAAAGAUACUACAUGUGGCCACGGUGUAUACAGGAUAUUUGAGUUAAUAUAUUACCAUUAUUUUGUCUCUGAGAUUAAUCAGUCAUAUUUGAAUGUAUUAUAAAGAAUUAUUGCAUUAAACCUGUCAACUGAUGCACUACAGCAGAACAAAUAUUUAAAAGAAAUUAACUCUGAAGUCCCAGAGCCAGUAGAUCUGCUUUUAUUUAUCGCUCUGGCUCAACGUUUACACAGCCUGCAAAUAAUACUUGAAUAUAUCCAGAGUUGUGAAGAUCUGGAUAGAUGUUUAUAUGAAGAAUUCAGUCACAUAUCAUUGCUUCAUAAAGAUGAGCCGAUUUAUUUUAUUCAUCAGUAUUUUUCACAUUCUUCACUGAAUUGUUUUAGUUUAACUAGCUAAUGUAGCCAUGUGCUAGAUUAGUUGACAGUGUUGUUUUUGAAGCAACCAACUUUACUUAAAGGGAUUUCUAACUGCAGAUGAGCCAUAAUGGACUUGAGUCCAACACUGGAUUUCUGUGAUUCCUUUUAGCUUUUACUUUUUUAUUAUGAAGAUGACUCAGCCAAAUUGUCGACAUUUCAGACAGAUUUUUGCCAGUGAGCAUUUAGUUUUCUGUAUUAAAUUAUAUUUAUUGUCCUGUGUUAGUUAGACCUUUUUGUCAUGUUAUUUCAGCACUUAAAUGUGUCAGCAGGCAGAUUUUCCAGUGAUGAAAAGAUAUCUUCAUAAAUCCAUCUACCUUCCUUUAAACUGGAUUCAGAAACAGUUCAUAUCCUUUUCUAUCUUGCACACUAAAGAGUAGAGUUUUGACACGGUUAAUUCAGUAACUUACUACAGCACUAAAGCUCCAUGAGAUUGGAUGGCAAGCGUCUGAGUGGCCAUCCUCAGGUCUGUCAACAGGUGGUUUAAUUUUGGUUAAAGACGUCUGGUUUCAGUGUUUUGGUGCAGGAGUGCUCUUUUAGGAGAUUCAAAGCUCAAAAAUGGUUAGAAAACAUCCCACUGCAGUUCCUCAGCCACAUAAAGCUGUAAACACUGAACAAAUAAUACAGACCGAACUUGAAGUUACAGAAGAGGGUUUAAACUCUUUUCUGAGUUCGACCCAAAAUAAUUCAGCUAAAUUUCCUGAAAACAUGUUUUCAUUUGUCAAUGAAGCAUCUCGAGUGUUUCAUGAUGGCAGAAACUAAAGGGGUCUUGAUGAAAUCUUUGAAUCCACUGUGGGCUCCAUGUCUGGUGGUCCUCAACUCAUCAUCAUGUUGAUGUACAGAAUUGUGUGUUUACUGUUCAUUUUGUGUAAUGUAAUGUACUUGCUGUUUGUUGCACGGCAAGUUAUGUGAACUUGUCAUGUGCCAUUUGUUCGCUGCUUGAUGAGAAAAAUAAAAUAAAUUCUUCAUGGUU
Molecule: messenger RNA, 3784 nt
Organism: Melanotaenia boesemani (Boeseman's rainbowfish)
Lineage: Eukaryota; Metazoa; Chordata; Actinopteri; Atheriniformes; Melanotaeniidae
Gene: gga3b
Product: golgi associated, gamma adaptin ear containing, ARF binding protein 3b
Exons: 17
Coding region: 56-2167 (703 amino acids)
Biological process (GO): intracellular protein transport; vesicle-mediated transport
Cellular component (GO): trans-Golgi network
Molecular function (GO): small GTPase binding; ubiquitin binding; phosphatidylinositol binding
Source: RefSeq, a predicted model, not a curated record